UUACCUGCGAGCAAACGAUUCCGAUCAUACCGCAGUUGCACCUUCGAAGACACGCAUCGCUCAAAUCGACACUGGUCAAAUUUAAUCAUGGAUUUAACGAGAAACGCAAUCGCCCUUGGGCUGUUCUGCGUUUUGGCGACCGCUGCGGAACCUCCGGUACCACAAGGCAUCAGAGCCUCGAAUGUCCUUGGAGGUUCGGGACAACACGCCUCCUUUAGCUUCGUAAGGCCCGGACUCACGCAGACCUCGUACUCCUUCAACGGGCCCAGUUCACAUCAAGCCUUCAGUUCCAGCAUCGGCAAUCCUCAACUUGCCCAAAAAGUGCUGCCCAAUGUGGCCCAAGCCUUGGCCUACCGGAACCCUGGACUAGGCUACUUUCCAACUGGCCCGAUAACAACUGCGUACGCUUCGUCCGGAGUACAGGCUGCACCUGGAGGUCAUCCUCCUACUCUCGGAACGCAAGUAGCUUACCAAGGAGCACCGGCUCCUGAUCAAUCCGAGGCGGCUGCCCUGCGCGCUUACCUUCAGCAACAAUACCAGCAACAGUACCAGCAGCAGAUUCAGCAACAAUACUUGCAGGCACAACAACAACAUCAGCUGCAGAAUUCUCAAGCUGCACCGCAAGCACAGCCAGACGCCACGGCUUAUCAAGCUCAACUUGCACAGAUCCAUGCGUUUAGACAGGCGCAAGCGCAGGCUCAGGCCGCUCAAUCUUCUGAGCAAUUACAACAGAUUCCCGAACAAAUACAACUGCAACAGCGAGAACAACAACAACAACAACAGCAACAACAACAGCAGACUCAGAACUUACUCGGCGUCGCUUAUUCAUCAGCCCCUUCGGUCGCUCACGUGAAAGUGAGCGGAAAUGGAUACAAUUUUGACUUUUAAACAGCGUGCGUUUAUUACGUGAAUAGUAUCGGAUUUUUUGUAUAUAGUACACGAACAAGCCAAAGUGCUUGUGCUUUAUAUCAUCGUUAUAAUACUUUUUAUACGUUGCAUAGUUUUGUCAAUUAACGUCUCACUUGACACUAUUUAUUCCUUUAUUAUCAUCCGCACUAACCUGUAUGAUAUUGGUCAAAUUUGUACUUUGUUACGUCAGGAUGUAAAUCGUUGGUUGAAUAUCGUAUUCGUGGGAGCUUCUUCCUUGAA
Neodiprion virginianus is the source of this 1149-nucleotide messenger RNA. Its product is annotated as ras-interacting protein RIP3-like. The record is from RefSeq and is a predicted model, not a curated record. The coding region runs from base 88 to 888 and encodes 266 amino acids. Lineage: Eukaryota; Metazoa; Arthropoda; Insecta; Hymenoptera; Diprionidae. The transcript has 4 exons.